AUGCGCAUAUUUCUUGCCUUCUCUUUCUACACAAAUGCAUCCAUCCUAAUGGACGUAAACCCUCCUAAAAAAGGAACAUUAAGAUCAUUAGCUGCAAUUCGUUUUCUUUCUAUGACUUGGGUAGCAGCGGGACAUUCCUUGGGACAGAGCAUAUCUGCCGAUGCGAUGCUUCCGGUUCUAACAAUGUGGAAUCCUUUUCUUUCUACAACCAUCAUAAAUGCAUUCCUUUCGGUGGACACAUACUUUUUAUUAUCUGGGACUCUCGUCAGCUACGUAUUCUUCAAGACAAAGCCAGCAUUAAGAUACGUAAAAAAUCCGUUAACGUGGUUAAUGUACUAUGUGCAUCGAUAUUUGAGAUUAACUCCAGCUAUAAUGUUAUUCAUUUGGUUUUUUGUUGUUAUGCUUCCAUUCACUAAUGGUCCAUGGAGUGUAUCUGUAGAGGGCUUUCUCAACUCAACCGACGAAUUUGUUGAAGUUUGCGAGAAGUAUUGGUGGCGUAAUAUGCUAUACAUCAAUAACUUGUAUAGCGUAACUAAGGAGUGUUAUCCAAUAACAUGGUAUUUGGCGGUAGAUACUCAGCUUUAUAUUGUCGCACCAGUCUUCCUAGUAGCACUUUUCUUUUCUCCAAUUGCCGGUAAUUUCUUUUAUUCUUUAUCGUAUAUUUGCCCUGCUUAUUGUCUUUAUUGUCACAAUGGGAUCGAAGCAAACAUCUUAUCAGUUUUCACUGUUUUUCUGAGGUUAAAAUUAAUGCUGCUCUUAAGUUCCCUUUGA
Messenger RNA from Strongylus vulgaris, 771 nucleotides. NCBI's taxonomy places the organism in Eukaryota, Metazoa, Nematoda, Chromadorea, Rhabditida, Strongylidae. The record is from the annotation of a GenBank genome assembly.